Phascolarctos cinereus (koala) is the source of this 1844-nucleotide messenger RNA. It is a transcript of the gene INSYN1, whose product is annotated as inhibitory synaptic factor 1. Lineage: Eukaryota; Metazoa; Chordata; Mammalia; Diprotodontia; Phascolarctidae. Gene Ontology annotation, biological process: inhibitory postsynaptic potential. Gene Ontology annotation, cellular component: postsynaptic density. The record is from RefSeq and is a predicted model, not a curated record.
UGCCGUUAAAAUGUGGAGAUCUCCCUGGCUGAGAGGGGCUCCAAGGAGGCAGUGGCAGCGCGAGGCCCAGGGAGAGCAGCAUGGACAGGCCCGUGGCAGCGUGGUGAAGCAUGAACAUCCGGAGUGCCCAGGACCACGGGCAGGCCAGUGACAACCCCAGUGGUGGUGGUGGUGGUGGUGGUGGCAGUGGUGGUGGUGAGAGAGAACGAAUCCGAAGGCGAAUGAAAAUGGUCAUCGGGCAGCUGGAGGGCAUCCUGCAGGAGCUCAAGGAGGUGGCCAAAGAGCUGAGAGAGGUGGUGAGCCAGAUAGACAAGCUGACCUCCGAUUUUGACUUUGAGCUCGAGCCUGACGAUUGGACAACAGCCACGGUCAGCAGCACAUCUAGCAGUGAGAAAGGCGGCGGAAGCGGCCCCUUCGACCUGACCCACCUGGAUUUCAUGACCUCAGACAUCCUCUCUGACAGCUGGGAAUUCUGCUCUUUCUUGGACAUCUCAACCCCUUCAGACUCAGGCGAGGUCCCUGAGCCAGCCCGACAGCCUCCCACCCCUGACUACAGGUUGAUGAAUGGAGGCGUGCUUAUCCCCAAUGGGCCCCGUGUUGAGACUCCUGACUCUUCUAGUGAGGAAGCCUUCAGUUCUUGUCCCCCUGAACCCCCCAAGGGUCAGCAGGCCCAUCGGACCCCGGGCACCAGGGAGCGGGUGCGUUUCAGUGACAAGGUGCUCUAUCAUGCCCUCUGCUGUGAUGAUGAGGAAGGAGAGGGGGAAGAAGAAGAGAAAGAGGAUAGGGGAGCCCCAUCCCCCAACCCCCCCCAGACAGAGCCGCAUGUGGCACCCCUCAAACCUCCCCUGGCAUCCUGCAAGCCACGGAGGUCUCCCCUCACAAGCCGGAAUGGGAGUCAUAUCCCUACACUCACCCCAGGGUCAGGGCAGACCCGAAGGGUCACACGGAACACCAGCACCCAAACGGUGUCGGACAAAAGUACCCAGACUGUCCUGCCGUAUGCAGCAACCAGGCAGAAAGUCAAAGGGAAAAACUGAGAGGAGCAAAAGGGAUGGGGGUGGGGAUGGGGUGGGCAGGUGGGGAAAUAGAUACACAUAUAUAUUUAAACAAAUCCAAUCAUAAUAAAACAAAAAACAAAAAUGGUAAGGAAAAGGUCAUAAGAACUCCCCAAACUUGUCAUCCAGACAGGGCUAGCCUUACCUAUAGGCAGAGUGGGUGGUUGCCUACAGGGUCUGACAUGAGCACCUUAGCAAAAAACCACCCCCAGCCUGCCACAGUGCCUGAAAUGUCCCCAUUAGAGCUACCUCGAUUUGGGUCGAGCAUUGCUCCUCUCUUACACUGAAUACCUCCAUGGGAGGGGGAGUCUUCAGUCCCUCCUACCUCAGGGGGAAUUACUUUGUUUGAUGUUUUAAUCUGGAGCAAGAGACAAUGCUAGCUCAAGAACUGUGGUACAAAUAGGAGAAGAUGGGAUGCAGACGCUGGAAAGGAUCAGAGCCAGGGCCCAGACACAGCUUUUUCCAACUUCCCAGUUUCACCAUCUGUUAACAAAGUAGGGCUGUGGUUCCUUACCCGCAGCUGGUAGGGUCAAGAUGGCUACACAACCCCUGGAUCCUACUGAGAAUGCCCCUUAGAUUUGGGGUGAUAUUGGAGCCACCCUUCUCAUGGGUUAUCGAUUUCAAGCUUAAAGGGACUCAUCAUUACUUAAUAUUUGUAUUUAAUUCCAAACCGUCAUUUUACAGAUGAGGUAACUGAGGCCCAAGGUCACAGCUACUUUAGUGGCAGGGCUGGGAGGAACUCAAACUCCUAAGUCCAGCGAUCUUUCUACUAAACCCCUUCAACUUCAA